Messenger RNA from Echinococcus granulosus, 1455 nucleotides. RefSeq names its product Tubulin delta chain. Bases 1 to 1455 code for a protein of 484 amino acids. Gene Ontology annotation, biological process: mitotic cell cycle; microtubule cytoskeleton organization. The record is from RefSeq and is a predicted model, not a curated record. Gene Ontology annotation, cellular component: cytoplasm; microtubule. Lineage: Eukaryota; Metazoa; Platyhelminthes; Cestoda; Cyclophyllidea; Taeniidae. The transcript is spliced from 6 exons. Gene Ontology annotation, molecular function: GTP binding; structural constituent of cytoskeleton.
AUGUCAAUUGUGUCCCUCCUCAUAGGUCAGUGUGGAAAUCAAGUUGGUUUGGAGUUUUUUAAAACCAUUUAUAAUGAUAAUUAUGAUGGUUGCAAUGGACAAGCGAUCCGCUGGAACGAUGAAUUUGCAAAUGAGUCAAUGGAAACUUUUUUUAAUGUGAAAGGCGAAGGUGUAAAGCCAGAGGCCAGAUGUGUUCAGGUGGACAUGGAGGAAAAGGUAAUUCGACAGAUAAACGCAGAAACAAGUGGUCUCAGUGCUUGGCGAUAUCCUCAAAACUCAUUCUUUGCGCAAAGGGGUUCAGGAAACAAUUGGGCUUUGGGUUAUCUUCUGAACGGCCCGUCAUGCGUAGAGGUUGUUGACGACAUUUUGGCGGCAGAACUAGAGAAAUGUGAUUCGGUUGAUGGUCUUAUAACUACAAUGAGUCUCGCCGGUGGUACGGGAUCUGGGGUUGGCACUUAUCUCCUUCGCCACAUAGGCGACAUGUGUCCGAAGGUGCCGGUGCUGGCACAGCUGGUGCUGCCGUAUCGACGAGGUGAAGUGGCGACCCAGGCCUACAACGCAGUGCUGAGUUUGGGUCACCUGCUAUGCGCAAGCCCCGGUGAGGCGCCCUGUGGCCUCUUGCUCCACGAGAACGAUCUCCUCCACCGCGCCUGUGCUAAUCGCCUCAUUCACCACUAUCGUCAUCAAACCCAUAGAUUCGUCGGUCCUCUCGACCAGGUGCCCCUUGUGGAACUUAAUCGUCUCAUGGCACAUCUUCUCGGCGGUGUGCUUCAGCCCUACAUAGGGCCAUCUCGUGGCUAUACGCUAUGUCGUCGUCGUUUGUCCCAUCUUCUGUUUGAUUUGGCUGGUCCCGCGGACUAUCGGCUCUACCGGUUGCACUGCCUGCCGUAUCAUCCAAGCAGUGAGGCUAGACACUUCGCCACCGAGACCUGGCCACAGCUUUUGCGCCAUACCAGGCAACUCCUCCUUACAGGAGCUUGCCUCGAGGACAAAAUGAACUGGUGUGUCUCACUCGACAACCUGCGCGGCCACCGUCGACAGCCACUGCUGGCCUGUACAGGCGUGGCGCGCGGCACUGGAGCAGGUGAGGUAUUGUGGUCGGAACUCACUGCGGGUCUUGACGUGGAGGGUGUCAUGCGGCCCUGGCGAGUCAACGCGUCACUUCCAAUGGGCGUGUGUACUCGGGCCUUCAACGGCCACCUCCGCGGUGUUUUCUUGGCUACUAACGGUGGUGGUUUGGUCGCGAAAGAUGACCGCACAGACGGUGGGGCGAGUACCGAUGUCUGUGCACCGCUCCGACUGCUCCGUUCUCGAGCCUGGCGUCUCUUUACCUCCUCCGCCUACCUCCACCAAUACUCCCAGUUUGGUAUGGAGGACCCUCGAGCCUCUCUCCUUGACGCCUUCGCCGUGGUUGAACAGACCAUUUAUUUGUAUUCCCAACUUACCACUUCCUAA